AUGACUGGGAGGAGAACCCGAGAGAGGGACAGGAUUGGUGGGAAGGCUUUGACUGGAGAACAGUUUUGGUUAAUGGAGAAGAUGUCUCAUCUGGACAAGGUUUCUUUAUUGGACAACGCGGGAUUCCUUCACUAUGCUCCAAGCGGAUGCAAAAUUCCCAGCUCUUUGUCAAUGGAAGAUACGAGCAGUCAUGGACAUAUUGAAAAGCCAAAGGCGGCCUUAUUCUGGAAGUUCGGAAUCUCAACUUCCAGUCUUGCCAUGCAAGUCCUACUUUUUGCCUCUGGGGUAUUUUCCAGAGCCCUUUUUACCUGCUCCGCGCAAACUUCGCGAAUGUUCGCUGGCCAUGAGUGUGGUUAUAUAGACCGCCAUCUAUCCAGAAAUUACUCCUCCAUGUUCUCACCAAAUCCACCGUCAAGUGCCAAUGCCCAAGCAAAUGAGUCUGUCAACCGCAGUUGGUCUCAGGCUCCAACUCUCACCCCAUCUAAAUUCGACCAGAUUCGACUCGAAGAGCAGCUGUUCUCUCCAGCCUCACACGUUAGUGCUCAGCUUCACCAGAACCGCAUUGAAAAGCUGUUAUUCUCCCCAACUUCGCCCCUCAGUGCUGAAUUUGAACGAAAUCGACUCGAAGAUCACUUCUUUCCCCAAUCUUUGCCAGCCAGUGCUCAACUGCUGCCAGACCAGGUCGCCGAGAGCCCGCUCUCUCCGCCAUCACCUGUGAACGAAGUCAUGCCUCAGGGACGUCGCGGCUUCCACAUCCCCCAACCACUUCCACGACCCUUCUACGCGCUUUACGCUGAAUGCUCACAUCGGCUUGAUGAAAUCACUCGCCAGGAGAAGAGAAUAUUGCGACGAGUAGGACAAGUGACGUCUGAGAUUCAGAUGCGAGAGAGAUGUACCCAGAUUGAACCCGAGAGUCGACAACGUGAGGUUGAGCUCUACAAGGGAUUCCAUGGAAUGCAGCAAAUACCGUUGCACGCAGAAUCUCCAGUCUUCCAGCCGCAAGGAUACCAGAUGCCCUGCACACCGUGGCCCACAGAAAACUGGUCGCAAUGGCAAUCCCGUGAUGGCCAACAAGGAUGCGAAGGAAACAAUAGACUUGCAGCUGCUGGAAAGUAUUUCUUGCAUUCAUCGGAACUUGCAACAAAAAGUUUCCCAAGCGAUAAAAGAUCGCCAGACGACAUAACUACAACCGCUGGUCCAUCGCCGGACCAACGUGGAUCCCGCAGAUGUUCAUUGAUGCAUCGAUCCUCGUCUUUGAACGACACCGCUGAGCAGCUGGAAGUCCUCUCAACCAACACCACUGCCGCUUCUGGGCCCCAAGUCAAGCGGCUUAGUCUUCCCAGCCUCGCCGUUCUCCUGACAUCGGGCAUGAACAUUUCGGAGCUCAUGCCGGAGAAAAAAGACGUGGGCAUUCAUAAACUUUCCAAGAAUAGAAAUCAGGAGCCUGGUUCCUAGGUCAAGAAAGGGCCAGCGGGAAGAGGGAAUUUUGGGUGAAGUACAGGAAGGAAUCGAGUUUG
Hyaloscypha bicolor E is the source of this 1517-nucleotide messenger RNA. RefSeq lists its product as uncharacterized. NCBI's taxonomy places the organism in Eukaryota, Fungi, Ascomycota, Leotiomycetes, Helotiales, Hyaloscyphaceae. The transcript is spliced from 2 exons. The record is from RefSeq and is a predicted model, not a curated record. Bases 1 to 1455 code for a protein of 484 amino acids.